AUGUCAAAUAAAGAAAAAGUCAUGGAAAACAUUUACAACAACCCGUUUGCAAAACAAUCUGAAAAAGCCACUACAUACUAUGGGAUUCCGCAUGAUAUCCAAUUGCAAAAUAAAAUUUAUAAUGGUUUACGUCCAAGCAUUCCAGGGAACGUGCCAAUAUUAAUUGCUGAAUUGAUUAUUAAAUGCUGGGACCCUCAUCCAGGCAAAAGAUUAAAUUCUAAAGAAAUAUACGACACCAUAAACAUAUGGAAUAAUGAAAUUAUUAACAAUGAAUUUACAGAAUUAGCUGCUCAAAUAAAGAAGGCUGAUGAAAUGCUUAUGAAUGAUCUUUCAAUGUCUUCAUCAUCAUCUUUCGAAAAAAUACACCCUGAAGCAAUUUAUUUCAGCAGACCACUCAAUACUUUAAAUAUUUUCGUUGAUUCUGUAGACCAUAAACUGUUUGAGACCAUCAAUCCUACAACAGGAAAAGCCAUCACUUCAGUAGCUGAAGCGUCGGAAAAAGAUGUUGACAUCGCUGUUGAAGCUGCUACAAAUGCCUUUAAUGAUGUGUGGUGUCAUGUGGAUGGCAAGGAGCGUGGAAAGUUGAUCAAUAAACUCGCAAAUCUAAUGGAACGCGAUCUUGAGGAAUUGGCUGCACUUGAAGCUUUAGAUAAUGGGAAAACUUUUCGUUCUGCAAAAGCCAACGAUCUUCCAAGUGCAAUUUCAUGUUAUAGAUACUUUGCUGGAUGGUGUGACAAGAUUCAUGGCAAGGUUAUUGAGACCCAACAUGACAAGUUUUGUUAUACUCGUCAUGAACCUUUUGGUGUUUGCGGUGCAAUUAUUCCUUGGAAUUAUCCCCUUGAAAUGCAAGCGUGGAAAAUGGCCCCAGCUUUAGCAUGCGGAAAUACUAUUGUUCUCAAGUCAUCUGAACUAACUCCUUUGACGGCCUUAAAAGUUGCUGCGCUAUGUAAAGAAGCCGGGUUUCCAAAGGGUGUCGUGAAUGUUCUGUCCGGUUUUGGUCCUGUUGCCGGUGCUGCUAUCGCUUCUCAUAUGGGAAUAGAUAAAAUAUCUUUUACUGGAUAG
Molecule: messenger RNA, 1062 nt
Organism: Racocetra fulgida
Lineage: Eukaryota; Fungi; Glomeromycota; Glomeromycetes; Diversisporales; Gigasporaceae
Source: the annotation of a GenBank genome assembly